Tyto alba (common barn owl) is the source of this 2329-nucleotide messenger RNA. RefSeq names its product lactase like (gene LCTL). Gene Ontology annotation, biological process: carbohydrate metabolic process. The transcript is spliced from 7 exons. Bases 1 to 921 code for a protein of 306 amino acids. The record is from RefSeq and is a predicted model, not a curated record. Gene Ontology annotation, molecular function: beta-glucosidase activity. Lineage: Eukaryota; Metazoa; Chordata; Aves; Strigiformes; Tytonidae.
AUGAUAAAUUAUUUUAAUGAUUAUGCAAAUCUGUGUUUCGAGAAGUUUGGUGAUCGUGUGAAACACUGGAUUACGUUUAGUAAUCCUUGGGCAGUCGCUGAAAAGGGUUACGAAACAGGAGAACAUGCACCAGGACUGAAGCUCGGUGGAUGCGGAGCCUACAAAGCAGCGCACCAUAUAAUUAAAACUCAUGCAAAGGUAUGGCACUCUUACAAUAACACAUGGCGUAAUGAGCAGCAAGGUAUGGUUGGAAUUUCCCUAACUAGUGGCUGGGGUGAACCUGUUGAUCCACACAGCGAAGCAGACAGAGACGCUGCUGAAAGAUAUAUCCAGUUUCAUUUGGGAUGGUUUGCAAAUCCAAUUUACAGAGGAGACUAUCCAGAAGUUAUGAAGAAUUAUGUAGGUAGGAAGAGUGCCCAGCAGGGCCUGGGGAAAUCAAGAUUACCAACUUUCUCAGUGCAAGAGAAAACCUAUAUUAAAGGCACAUCGGAUUUCCUGGGAAUAGGUCAUUUUACUACUCGUUAUGUUCUACAAAAGAGCUUUCCCUUUCUCCGAGUGUCAAGUUACCACACUGACCAUGAGCUGGCUGAGCUGGUGGACCCACAAUGGCCAGCUCCAGGACCUAAAUGGUUAUACUCUGUGCCUUGGGGAUUCAGAAGAUUGCUCAACUUCAUUAAGACACAGUACGGGAACCCUCUCAUUUAUGUCACAGAAAAUGGAGUUUCUGAAAAGGUACAGUGUACUCAGCUGUGUGAUGAAUGGCGGAUAGAGUAUCUGAAAGGAUAUAUUAAUGAAAUACUGAAAGAUUCCCUGAUUACUCACAUGGAAAUGGUGACAGAGAUUGUUCUUCCUACAGUUUUCACACUCUGCAUACUCAUCAGUAUUGUCCUACUAAUAUUCUACAUGCGAAAUCAUAGUUAAAAUUACAUGCUUACAUACAUCUUCAUUUUGCAUAAUAAAUAAAAUGCAACCAGUUUAUUAUAUUAGUUAAAGUUUACCACAGGUGCCUCUUUUUAUACCAUUAUAAGGAUAAAGAAAUAUUACUUCACCUGUCCACCUAGCACUUUUUACAGUUUUUUCUAUUCAGUUCCCAAAACAAUUUAAAUUUAUCAACACCCAAAAUGAAAUUAGUAGAAAAUAAUGCAGAAAGAAAAUGUAAGUAGCAGAUUUCGUUUCUUAUUAUUUUGAAAACUACUAUACAUUUUGUUCACCAGAAAAAUAGUUAGCUAAGAUUGAAGUGAUUCAAAUCUUGCCAGUACAAAUUUCAAGUGAUAAAAACUGUUUGCAAAUUCUCAUUUCAGUCUGUUCAUCAAUAGGUUUUAAUUAGCAUGAAAAUGCUAGUUGAGAGACAGUCACAUAAUUUUAAAAUAGAAAAGGAUUUAAAUAUUCCAAAAGCACUGUUUAAGCAUUAACUUAUUAUUCAUGUCUAAAAGUUAGGAUAAUAUAGCCUUACUAUCUAGGUGUGGAGAAGAAUUAUUUGAAGUGAUUAAUCAAAGAUGACAACCGCUGAGUCAGAUUUAAACCAAGGACUCUUAUUUCUCUAGUUUCGUUUAGAGGGAACUAGGUUUACCUCAUAUGACUUUAUAAUAUAUUACACACAGAAAUGUCUAUUAUGGGUAAUCCAGACACUUACAGAAUGUAAUAUUCCACCUCAGAUUCACUUCUACUGCAGGUAGGAACAAGUAUAGUACAUGAUUAUAAGGAAUUUGUUCCAGAAUAUGGCCAUCUGGUUAUAUUGUCCUCCUGUUGUGCUUGAAAUUAUUACUUUAAAGAGAAGCAACAAACAAGUUUCCUAUUUAGCUUGCACUGUAUUUUCAACACUGCAUGUGCACAUGCUGAAUGCAGAGUAUGAUAAUAACAUCAUUCCAAAAAAAUACCUUGUUCUUAGCUUCUCUUCAAGGGCUAACUAUUAAACCGAUAGUUAUUAUAUGUAAUAUUAGGAAAGGGAUAAGAAAUAAGACGGACUGAGGAGAAACCAGAAAUUACAAAAACGUAUAGUUUUUACAAAGCAUAAACACUGGGGUUUUCCUUAUUCUUACUUAUCAAUAGUUAAUAGAUUCUUUUAUGCGAAAUCCUUCUGUCUCACGUUUUUCAAUCAGCAUAUACUAUGCCAGGUAAUUGUUUAAAAUUACACUGCCAAAACAGUACAUACACUGUCUAAUCAACAUAAGAACAUAUACAACUGUCAUCCCAACAUAUUAAAUGAUUAUGCCCAGCCAAUUAUACUGAACAUUUUUUUCAGAAAAUUAUGCAAAAGUAUACAAGACAACACUGUUAGAAUAACUCACUUUGCAUUGAGGGAAAAAAAAAAAAAUUAAUUUGAAGAGGA